Messenger RNA from Ipomoea triloba (trilobed morning glory), 1075 nucleotides. Its product is annotated as NDR1/HIN1-like protein 12. The record is from RefSeq and is a predicted model, not a curated record. The transcript has a single exon. Lineage: Eukaryota; Viridiplantae; Streptophyta; Magnoliopsida; Solanales; Convolvulaceae. Bases 262 to 858 code for a protein of 198 amino acids.
CCCAUUUGAGGCCGGCCUAUAGCAGGUUAAAGAAGCCUCUGCUCUCUGAUUCCUAGAUUGAGAGGCACAAAGACAAGCUUGAGAAUGGUGUUUUAAUCUCCUCUUGCUAAAAGAAGAUACCUAUCCUAUACCCCUAUACCUUUCCCUUCAAUUGGAGCCAAGUACCUUCACUUAUGCCUUGCUACUCUCACUAUCCCCUUCCCAAUUUCUUCACUUUCCUGCGGAUGUUGUCAGUCUCUGGGCACCAAUCUGAGCGCAAUAAUGCGAAAGCGCGUGCUUGAGCCAGAGCGACGCACCAAUCCCUUAAUCUGGUGCGCGGCUUUGAUCUGCACCGUUCUAACCAUAGCCGUGAUCAUCACCGGUUUCGCGGUGUUCGUGGGCUACCUGGUUCUCCGCCCCAAGGUGCCUCAAAUGAGCGUGAAGAGCGCGCGUUUGGAAAGCAUCGACUACGACAUGGCGGGCAUCUUGGCCGUGAAGGUCUCCAUCGUGAUCGCCGGCCAGAACGACAACGCCAGAGCCCACGCGAGCUUCUACAAAACCAGCUACGCGCUCAGCUUCGGCGGCGUCAAACUCGCGUAUUUGAACGCCGAGGCUUUCGACGUCCCCAAGAACAGCUCCCGCGAGCUGUACUACCUGGUGGAGUCCACGCCCAUCCCGCUGUCGCCGGAGCAGGGGGAGACGGUGGAGGCGGCGCUGCGGCAGAGCCACGUGGCGUUUGAUCUUAAAGGGACGUCCAGGACCCGAUGGAGAAUAUGGAUGCUGGGUUCGGUUAAGUUUUGGCUUCACCUUGAUUGUCAACUUAAACUUCCCCUAGAUCGAACCACACUUUACCCCAAAUGCAGCACAAAAUCUAGGUAGAUUGUUUCUUCUCUUUCUCCCCAUCUCAAAAUUCCUCAACAAUAAAGAGUAAUCCCAGUCAAAAUGGCAAGAAAUUCACACUUAUAACCACAAGAUCACGAAUUUAAAUCUUUACUCUCAUAAUUUGAGCUAAUCAACUAUUUGGUAAUCUAAGCUGGUCCUUUACAAAUUAGGGUUACAAGACCUGGUUUACUCAGAGGUUUCUUCCUCAUCUCAA